AACAGAUAAAAAUUUUCUGAGAUAUAUUCAUCUAGCUAUAUGGCAGUGCUGCCAAAUUUCUUAAUGUUGUGGUUUUUAUUUGUUGCGGUUUCCGUUUUACAAGGAGCAGAGUCCCAGUCCACGUGCCCACGAGGCUGGACACAAAGGAGUCUCUCGUGUUAUCUGUUUGUUACUCAUGUAGCCAAUGAUUGGACGGAAUCGGAGUAUUUCUGUCACCUUCUUCACGGCAAACUGGCCGAGAUUGAGACAAUGGAAGAAGACAAUUUUCUCCAGUUGGAGGCCAUCAGACACGCUCACGAAAACCAUGGGUCAUUUGGGUUUUGGAUUGGGGGAACGGAUGCAUUGAUUGAGGGGGAAUGGACCUGGGUUUCAUCGGGCAAUAACUUCACCUACUCUAACUGGGCUCCGGGAUUCCCCGAUGAUUACCAUGGUAAUGAGGACUGCGCCCACCUGCACAAGGACAGUCAUUUUGAAUGGAACGACGAAAGAUGUGAUCACAGGAUGGCCUUUAUCUGUGAACUUGCAUUGGAAGAAACCCCAUCUAUUGUUGUUGGAUAGUGAAACAGAGAAAAGGAAAUAUUUUACACAUCUGAAA
Messenger RNA from Ostrea edulis (European flat oyster), 595 nucleotides. RefSeq names its product perlucin-like. Gene Ontology annotation, molecular function: signaling receptor activity. The transcript has 5 exons. The record is from RefSeq and is a predicted model, not a curated record. NCBI's taxonomy places the organism in Eukaryota, Metazoa, Mollusca, Bivalvia, Ostreida, Ostreidae. The coding region runs from base 40 to 558 and encodes 172 amino acids.